Molecule: messenger RNA, 306 nt
Organism: Striga asiatica
Lineage: Eukaryota; Viridiplantae; Streptophyta; Magnoliopsida; Lamiales; Orobanchaceae
Source: the annotation of a GenBank genome assembly
AUGGUAGUUAAACAGUGGACUGGGAAGAGUGUUCCAUUUGAAGCUGCCGAAGAAACCGACGCGCAAGGUAUGAGGAGGAUUCACUCAGAAAUGCUAAUGUGCCAUCUCGCCUACUCACCCAACCCGCUCAGUCGGGAUAUUCUUAGUGAACAUCACUCCUUGGACUUGGAGCAAGAAAAACAAGACCUGUAUAGUAGAUAUUUCCCCAUAUCAAUAUCAGGACGACAACCAUUCAUUGUUAAAAUAGAGCCUUUUAAGCCAUGCAGUGCCCCGUAUCGUAUUAAUGGCUAUCGGGCGUCAGUGUAG